UCGUUCAGAGCCAGUUAAGCUUAAAGAAGCAGACCCCCUUUUGGUCUUUCCAGUGUUGGCACUAUUUUGGCAGUAAGCUCUUUCCAGUUCCAUGGAUCUUUUUCUUACCCUGUUCUGUAGGCCUGAUUUUGACAUCUUCUGAAUCAAACCUGAGGGCAGUGGCGGUUUUAUUUGACUUUGCCAGUUGCUAGGGAUCUGUUUUAACCUCUACAUGCUACGUGUUCCUGCCCUUAGUGACCUGAUUUGUUCCUGAAAUGGUUAGCAUGCAACCAUUUGCAUAAAAAUUGGUGGUGAUGUAAGAUGGUUCUUCCACCAGAAUACAAGUGGAAAUCAGUACAGUAGAAACUGAAAGUGCUAAUAAGUAGGGUGAACUUCAGGAAUAUUUGGGCAUCCCCCAAGGAUGGAAGAGUUGCAGGGCGUGAUUACCUGGAAGAAAGGCUUUUUUUCUGGUCCAGCAGACAGUUCAGGAUCCAGAACCCAAGGAUGAACGUUCACCGUGGCGGUGAGAGCGACAGGGUACUGCGGCAGGAGGCGAGCUGCCUAAGCGAUGACCCUGCAGCUGCGGCCCAAGAGAGAGAAACAAAUAGCCUGACUGCUUCCGCUCUUCAGAGUCUCGCUUACCCUCUAGGUUCCAGGAGCGAUGACCUUUCACUUGACUAUGCCUCUCAGCCAGCAAAUCUUCAGUUCCCUCACAUAAUGCCACUUCCCGAAGACGUCAAAGGCUCCUGCUUCCAAAAUGGGAAUAAACGGAACCAUGAACCCUUUAUGGCUCCAGAACGAUUUGGAAACAGCACUGUGGGCUUUGGCAGUAACGUUCAUUCCCAGGCGCCAGAGAAAGUGACACUUCUUGUAGAUGGCACACGUUUUGUUGUGAAUCCACAAAUUUUCACUGCUCAUCCGGAUACCAUGUUGGGAAGAAUGUUUGGACCAGGAAGAGAGUACAACUUCACUCGGCCCAACGAGAAGGGAGAAUAUGAGAUUGCUGAAGGAAUCAGUGCAACUGUAUUUCGAACAGUGCUGGAUUAUUACAAAACUGGUAUCAUCAAUUGUCCUGAUGGCAUCUCUAUUCCAGACCUUAGAGAUACAUGCGAUUAUCUCUGCAUUAACUUUGACUUCAACACUAUCCGAUGUCAAGAUCUGAAAGAGUUUCAAGUGUGGGCUGAAAAUCAUUUGCAGAAGCAGAGACGUGAUACUAACCUAUUCCCUCUCCGGCUUCACAGCACUGUGAGGAAGUGGAGUAAACCAAAGAGAAUGCACGGUGCUUUGCUGCAUGAACUGUCCAACGACGGUGCUCACAAGCAGUUUGACCACUACCUCGAAGAACUGAUCUUGCCCAUCAUGGUGGGCUGUGCCAAGAAAGGGGAGCGAGAGUGCCACAUCGUUGUGCUGGCGGAUGAGGACUCCGUGGACUGGGAUGAAGACCACCCCCCCCCCAUGGGGGAGGAGUAUUCCCAAAUUCUUUAUAGCUCCAAGCUCUAUAGAUUCUUCAAAUAUAUUGAGAAUCGUGAUGUCGCUAAAACAGUGUUAAAGGAGCGAGGCCUGAAAAAUAUUCGCAUUGGAAUUGAAGGUUACCCUACCUGUAAAGAAAAAAUUAAGAGAAGACCCGGUGGCCGGUCUGAAGUAAUCUAUAACUAUGUGCAGCGCCCCUUUAUCCAGAUGUCCUGGGAAAAGGAAGAAGGGAAGAGUCGCCAUGUAGAUUUCCAGUGUGUCCGAAGCAAAUCCCUCACUAAUCUGGUAGCUGCAGGAGAAGAUGUCUUAGAGGACCAGGAGAUAGUAAUGCACCACCCACCUCAGGUGGAUGAACUCGACCGGCUGAAUGCCCCACUUUCUCAGAUGGCAUCUAACGACUUUCAGGAUUAGGGCCAGCUGUGGACCCGUGUCUCUUCAGAGCCCUUCUCUGUCUGCGAUGCCCACAGCCAGUUCUCCCCUUGGUUUGUCUCCCCGAGUAUCAGGAGACCUGCUUCUCCAUCCUUUCCCUUUCUCCUACAAUUAGCGUGUGUCCUUUUCAUUACUGAAAAGUCUGUGCCUCCGGCAGGGGAUAAAAAAGCACUCACUGGCAAAUAAGCUACCAGCUUUGCAGCAGCCCUGGUAACUUGAAAAUUUUGGAUCUGGUGCCGUUUACAGAGUCUUUGCAUAACUGCAAAAAGUAGGAAAGGAAGUCGACUCCCAUUGGCUCAUAUUCAUCAAAGCAGUCCUCUCAUCCUUGAUACUUUGUCCUUGGCUUUUUCGUUUGUUAGUUUUAUACCAGACAAAUUACGUAGCAGAGCAAAGGGACCAAACCUUAAAAAAAGACAAUCUCUAGCUUCCACAAGCAGGCGCUAAUGGGAUUCUCAUUAGGGUUCAGUGAAGAUGCCAUUCCUGGUAGCCUCUGUGCCCAGACCUGCAUCUGGGAAGAACUAGGCUCUCUUCAAAACGUCCAAAAGGAGAUUUCUUAAGAGUUUAAAUUCAGUUUUUUCAUUAAUGCAAUGAAUAGUUCAAAACCGCACAGAUCCGACUGAAGUCCAAUAAUAAUGUAACAACAUUUAUGAAACCUUUUUAGGUUCAAGGUUUUUGAGUCUAAAGAAAUCAUUUGGAAUGAAAUUCACAACUCAAGUAGAAGAACCUGUCCAGAUCAGGCCACUUUGAUUAUCCUGGCUUGGAAUCUGGUGUGAAGCCAUAGGUCUUCACCCUAGGCAGCACAUUGCUGUGAGUGUGGCUGGGAAACCUUAGAUGAUAUGGCUGAAAGGCUUUUAAUAGACAGGCAGAAAUUUCUCACAAGUGCUCUGUUUCUCAAUAGAAAGACUUCAAAGAGCUCCAGGGAAGGGGGCAUUUGGGGUAAAGCUGGGUGGGGAGAUGUCACCUGCCCCGGCUUUGUCCCAGUGCAGGAUUUUUCUUUGUAUAUUCUUUUCAUACUAUGGAAUUUUUUUUGGAUAUCAGGAUAUUUGUUUUUGAAGUAGCCUAUCACUGGGUUAGAAAACCAUACUACUGUCAUCCCCAAAGGAUAGAUGAAUUGAGGGGUAUUAGGCCUAGUAAUUUUGUUUGAUCUUGUUGGCUCUGUGUUAAUAAUGCAUGUUGUGUGUGAACCCAGACCACUCCUCCCAGUACUGAACCAUUUUCCCUCGUGUCCUCAUGGCUAUUAACAGCAGAACUAAGUUUAGAGUCUAGAGCCAGAUGUUAAGUGUCUGGGGAUAAUCUCCCAUUUUAUGAUAAAGUUGGCAUUCUAAUCACCUACCCAGAGCCUUUACCCAUCACAGAUUUCAAAGAGGUACAUAGUUUUCUUCAAGUUCUUUAAGGAAACAUGACUAGUUUUCUUAAAUUCCAUUCCCGUAAGAUACCAUAGAGCAAGCUAGGUGACUCCAUUUUGACUGCCCUAGUUGUAGCCCUCCAAGGGUAAAGUCAGAUGGGUGUCGAAAGCUGUUUUUUCCAGGCUUGAAGAACAAGAAUGUUCUUAAGUGUGUUCUCUGUGCAUGUGACCAGCAUCACAGUGGAAAUCAAUACUCCGUUCAUUACUCAGAAAACAGUAGUAGUAAGGGGUUAAACUGAGCCAUCUCCCACUUAGAGAAUUCUUCUGACUACCACUGGCAUCCAAAUUGUAAGGCUGAUGGUUAAAGUUUAGGGUGAAGGUUUUUUUGUAGCCAGAGGGUACUUUUAUGUCUGUGAAGCUCCUUGACUCCUAUUUGAGGUCAGGUUUGGCUUUGACCAUGCCAGUAUUUCAUUCAUACCUGCUGGUAGUUGACCAACCCAGAUAAUCGUUUAAUGGUGCUGCUUUUCUGCUUCUCAAUUGACUUCCUCCCAUGCCAUCACAAAGGAAAUCUGAAUGAACUGUGUUAGUCUAGUAAGUAUAACGUCUGUUCUCCAUCUUCUGUAUGAACAUCUAAGUGUGAACAUGCUGCAGCUGACCCUCUAAAACCAAUUAGUCCUUGCUUAGGUAAAAAGCCAAGUAUGAAAGUAUGGCAUGGACUUAGCACUCUAUUCUAUGUAAAUGAUUAAUUUCCUCGGGCUUUCAAGAAGUAUCUCUCUCCCCCGCCCCCCAAUUGGGUUAAUGUGCUUUUGGUCCCAACCCAUGGGGUGAGUGAGCUGGAAACCGUACAGGUUAAUCUGCCAGUGUCACUGGAUGGUGGAGACGAAGGGAAAAGUGGGGCCCACAGGUCCCUUCUGGUGAAGAGGGGGGUUUCUUCUGCACCCACCACCCUCCCAGCCUGGAGCUGGAGCUCAGCAUCACUGCAGUUUCUGAGCUCCCCUUCCCCAGGGCCAAGCCAUUCCAUGAUGGCAGGACUGCUGAGUCCCCACAGGGACAGGGGCUGGGUUGCAGUCAUUCCCUUCAGAGUCUGUUACUGGCCAGGUGGCAAGAGAGAUUUCUAAUAAAGGUGGAACUCAGGUUUGGUGGGUUUUUUUUUUUUUUCUUCUAAGUGCCUAAAUAAGCCAGGCUGUUUAUACAGAGCCAUCUUCAGAGGAAGAUGUUUCGCUCAGACGGUCUUACUCAGAGGUAGCUCCGCAAGCCAAGAGGAACCUGAAUUUGAGAUUUAGAAUCUGAGUUUGUGAAUGCAUCAUUAUCUUGUAUCGCUGACUGGGAAACAUUUGGCAUUGAGCUGGAGAGUGGGCAGAGUGUUAACAUGUGUCUGGUAAGAUGAUCAUGGUUUCUCCAAAGUGGAGGAAAAGUAUUGAAAAGAUGUUAGCAAAAAUGGUAAGGAAGCUAGAAAGUACAUUUACUGCAUAAUAUGUAAUAGCCACUAUUACUAGCUAAAUUAUUAAUAGCUAAAUUCCAAGAAACCAGUAUGUCAUCUAAUGUAUACAGGUCUAUGAAAAUACUACGGAAUAAGCCCAGGAAGGAUGGAAAUAUUUGCAGAAAACAAUCAGCACAGGCUUUAACUCAAAUUGUCAAAGUGUGAUAUGGAGUCUUUUUUUUAUCGAGUGUCAACAGAAAGUUAAGAAUCAAGGGGUUUUAGUAAUUUAUCCAGUGCCACUUCUUGCCAUUAUUUUGAAAUUGUUAAAAUGCGCAUACAAGUUCAGAAAGCAAACCUGAUGCCUUCCCUGGGGGAGAUGGAGCCACGUUCCGUGCUCUGGGUGGGAUCACCUCUGCAGGAGAACAUUACAUUUUCUCUUAAAGGCAAAAUGCUUGUAGAUUUUUGCCUCUUUACUUUGUAUUUACUUUUAAAGUUGCACUUGUUCACCUACCAGUGUUUACGAAAUCCUUUAAUUGGGAUGCUUUUUCUAUAAUAAAAUAUUAUCAUUUGCA
Callorhinus ursinus (northern fur seal) is the source of this 5215-nucleotide messenger RNA. It is a transcript of the gene KCTD20, whose product is annotated as potassium channel tetramerization domain containing 20. Gene Ontology annotation, biological process: positive regulation of phosphorylation. Gene Ontology annotation, molecular function: protein binding. Lineage: Eukaryota; Metazoa; Chordata; Mammalia; Carnivora; Otariidae. The record is from RefSeq and is a predicted model, not a curated record. Gene Ontology annotation, cellular component: cytoplasm.